CAUAAGUAUAUAUUUUUUUCUACCGUUGUUGACUUCACGCAAACUACUUUUCGCUCAAUCCUUCAUUUUCUUCAUCUGGGUUCUCUCUGUGUUUGUAACAAUUAAACUAUUUAAGAUAACAAAAUUGAGACAGAAAGAAAAACAAGAAAUGAAGAGAGGAAAGGGUGGUGAUGAUGAGAAAGUGGGACCCAUGUUCCCAAGGCUCCAUGUGAAUGACACAACUGAGAAAGGAGGACCAAGAGCUCCACCCAGGAAUAAGAUGGCACUUUAUGAACAGUUUAGUGUUCCUUUUCAAAGACUCAACCCAAAUUCACAUUCAUCUUCUUCUAAUUCAAUUCCUCUAACAUCUUCAUCCACCAUGGGAAAUGACCUUGAGAGAAGCAACAUCUUCCCAGUUCGCUUACCUUCACAAGCGGACGCACAUCGAGCUAAAAGUUAUAUUUCUCACCAAUCUAAUGGAGCAAACUUGGAUACUUUGUCAACCCAACUUGAACAGGGAAAAAAAGUAGAUGGAGAUGACAGUCGUGCAUAUGAUCACUCAAGGAUUGGUCAAUCUAAUCAUAAAAUGACGAACAGUUUCAAUGGGGAAAAAAUCACUCUUGUAAUUCCAAGUAGACAAAACACAGUAAUAUCUGUCAAAAGUGCAUUGACAGGAGAAAUUAUUGACAGUCGAGUGAGGCAAGGUAAGAAGAUUCCGGAUGAAGAGGAUCAAGAAUGUUCUGUGUCAAAUAUAAACAGGUUUCCUCAGGGUGAUUCUUGUACACGACAGGAAUCCAAUGACAUUGAACAUAGCGAUGGCCUCCUUGACACCGCAAUGGAUAUGGAUAACAGAAACAGCUUUCAUUCUACAGUAGACCGAACCAUGGUACUUGAAGCUGCCAAUGAUACCGAGUAUCAUGAUGCCAACAUUGACAGCCCAAUUCAGAAGGGAAACUCAGAAGGAAGUGGCGAUCUUUCCAAUAUUUCGACUAUAGAAAAUUUGUCAAGCCUGAAACUUUCUCCUGAUGGUGUCGUGCAGAUAUUAGGUCAACAACUUUUUUGGAAAGCAAGACGAAAAAUUACCAAUCAGCAGAGAGCGUUUGCGGUCCAAGUGUUUGAAUUGCACAGACUGAUAAAGGUCCAACAUCUGAUUGCUGGAUCAUCAAAUCUUAUGCUCGACGCUGCUGCUAUUUUGGAAAAAUUUCCUCUGCAGGAAUCUAUUCCUAAAAGUCUCUCAUUGGAAGUUGUUGUUGAAUCUCAGACAAAAAAUCAUAAACAACAAGACCAUUCUGAAAGCCUAAACCAUAGAUUGGAUUGUUCUGCCGAAAAAGGAGUAGAGAAAACAUCGUGUUCAUACCAAAAAUAUGGUAGCCACCUUUCAAAUUACACCCCCUUUUCCGGAAAUUCAGACCAGGCAAAUGUCGGUUCCCAAUAUUUUAAUCAGUCACCUGGACAUCAGUGGUUAAUUCCUGUUAUGUCUCCUUCUGAGGGUCUUGUAUACAAGCCAUAUCCCGGUCCUGGAUAUACUGGAGCCGUGUAUGGAGGAUACAGGCCUUUUGGACAAGGUCCUCCUGAUGUUACAUUCAUGAAUCCUGCCUAUGGAGUUCCAGAUUUUCAUCAAGCAAUUGCGGUGCCACCGUUCAUUCCUCCAGGUGGUUAUCCGUACUUCCCUCCUCAUGGCGUGCCAGCAAUGUAUCAAUCAGCAUCAGUGUCAGCUGUUGAACAGGUAAACCAGUUUUCCGCUCAUGGUUCUCGUAAUCAAAAUGGUACUUCAUCUUUAGAAGAAGCCAAUUUUUACACUCAUAAUCAAAGCUCGUGUAAUUUGACAAAUCAGAAAAAUGGAGCCACAUUACAUGUCAGAAAACCUCAGCCAUCUAGGGAAAGAGAGUUGGAAAGUAGUCCCGGUGAAAAGGCACAAGAAAUAAUAAAAGAGAAAUCUGCUGAAGAAAGAGACACACUUUCUUCUUCCUUUACAGUUCCAAUAGUAUCAAAGGAAGUCCUUAAAUCACUUGAAACAAGACAAAAACCGCAGGUAAUCAGAGUUGUGCCACAUAACCCACGAUCUGCAACAGUAUCAGCUGCUAGAAUUUUUCAGUCGAUCCAAGAAGAGAGAAAACGAUAUGAUCUAGUCUAGUGUUGGUAAUGGCUGUGUAACCUUUGAGUUGAGUUUAUAAAGUGGAUCAAGUUCAUUACUAUUUUUUGCUGUCAUGUAUCAGGCUAUUUUAUUUUACUUUUUGUGCUGACCUAAUUAAAACAUAGUUGAGGGAUUAAAUUGACCGACCCUUACAAUUUCAAGAACUAUAAUGUCAAUUUACUCGUUAGUGUAUUGAAAAAUUUGUGUCUUGUACCAUUAAA
Medicago truncatula (barrel medic) is the source of this 2334-nucleotide messenger RNA. RefSeq names its product ELF3-like protein 2. Bases 149 to 2113 code for a protein of 654 amino acids. Gene Ontology annotation, biological process: regulation of photoperiodism, flowering. The transcript is spliced from 4 exons. Lineage: Eukaryota; Viridiplantae; Streptophyta; Magnoliopsida; Fabales; Fabaceae. The record is from RefSeq and is a predicted model, not a curated record.